This is a messenger RNA of Paecilomyces variotii, 2113 nucleotides long. Its product is annotated as synaptic vesicle transporter. Lineage: Eukaryota; Fungi; Ascomycota; Eurotiomycetes; Eurotiales; Thermoascaceae. Gene Ontology annotation, molecular function: polyamine transmembrane transporter activity. Gene Ontology annotation, biological process: transmembrane transport; intracellular polyamine homeostasis. The transcript has 4 exons. Bases 40 to 1707 code for a protein of 555 amino acids. The record is from RefSeq and is a predicted model, not a curated record.
CUUUCGACCUGGAAGUAAACAGCGGGUCCUCAGCUGGAGAUGGACAAACAUAUGGGCGUUUCCCCGCCUCAGGCCAUGGCCAGCGAUGAGGAGAGAGCAAUGCAUUCGAACGGAAUCUCAGAAGAGACUGACUCGGACACACAUUCGAUAUCCCCAGCCUCGAGUCUUCCACCAAUUCUGGAGGGUAAAAGCCCCGAAGAUGCCUUCCCUACGGAGCGGGCUACCUCGAUAUAUGAAGAACCUAUUCCGGUGCCUCGAUCUAGGCGUCGAGGUCUGUUUGCCCAAUUCACUCUCCUGGCAGAGGUCGAGAAUCCCAAGACCUACCCGCGGAGGACCAAGUGGUUCAUCACCUUCAUUGUGGCCGUGGCGGCCGCAGCAGCACCCAUGGGGAGCUCAAUCUUCUUCCCGUCUCUAUCUCAGGUAGCGAAAGAUCUAAACUCCACGCCUACUGUGACAAACUUGUCUAUCGCCCUGUACAUGCUCAGCAUGUCUAUUUUCCCACUGUGGUGGUCGUCAUUUAGUGAGGCACUUGGCCGACGGACUAUAUACCUUGUGUCCUUCGUGCUAUUCGCGGUAUUCAAUGUUCUAUCGGCGGUUUCGACUUCCAUUGCGAUGCUCAUCGUUUUCCGGAUGCUGAGCGGCGGAGCCUCUGCAUCAGUCCAGGCCGUUGGAGCUGGUACGAUUGCGGACCUCUGGGAGCCGCGGGAGAGAGGAAGAGCGAUGGGCAUAUUCUAUCUUGGUCCGCUGUGUGGGCCCUUGUUCGCCCCCAUCAUCGGUGGUGCUCUGGCCCAGCACUGGGGCUGGAGAAGUACGCAAUGGUUCUCGGUGAUCUAUGGAGGUGUGGCUUUGCUGUUCAUCUUCGUCGCUCUCCCGGAGACUCUUGUGUCGCGCAAGACCCCUAUCGUAGAAGUGGAACCAACAGUGCCGAUGGAGCGACCUCUCAGUCGGGUAUCUUCUCGACAGGUUUUGCACUCGACAACUCGAGUGCUGAAGGCACUGAAGAUAGUUAUCCUGGAUCCUCUCAAGAUCAUCUUGUACCUGCGUUUCCCGCCUGUCUUGCUCACGGUGUACUAUGCAAGUAUCACCUUUGGGUCCUUGUACGUCUUGAACGUCAGUAUCGAGGAUUCCUUUGGAAAACCUCCUUACAACUUUUCCACGAUCAUUGUAGGCUUGCUUUACAUUCCGAACUCCCUAGGCUAUGUGACCGCAAGUCUAUUCGGUGGAAAAUGGAUGGAUAGCAUUAUGCAACGCGAAGCGAGAAAGGCGAACAGAUAUGACGAAAAGGGCAAGCUUGUCUACCGUCCCGAAGAUAGGAUGCGCGAGAACGCGCUGCUGGGAGCUAUUAUCUAUCCCGGUGCUCUUAUCUGGUACGGUUGGACUGUCGAGCGGGGUGCCUUCUGGCUGGUCCCGAUGAUUGCUAACUUUUUCUUUGGCAUUGGCUCAAUGCUCAUCUUCAGUAUGGCAACAACCAUGCUGACAGAGUUUAUGCCCAAGAAAUCAUCUUCCGGGGUCGCGCUGAAUAAUUUCAUGCGUAACAUUUUUUCAUGCGUUGGCUCCAUCGUUGCCGCUCCUAUCAUUAAUGCCAUUGGCAAUGGUUGGCUUUUUACAAUUCUCGGGUUGGUUGCGAUCAUCAGUAGUUCAUCGCUCCUUUUUAUGAGGGUCUUUGGUGCUCGAUGGCGACAGAAGAUGGACGGGCACAUGAACUGAUUUUGGGUCUCUCGAGCCCAUGCCUGCGUUACUGCGUCAGAUAAGGGUUCAUGCACUCAGCAUACACUGCCACGAUAAUGAUGGCGUUUGGAUUUCUUUCAAUGUGUGCUUUUUUCUCUCCUGCAUUUUCCGGCUUUUCCAUUAGUACCAUCACCCAUGAAGUACGUAUGUGCAUCAUCACGAGCAGUCACGCAAGCAUCGUGGUUUCUUUUGCGGGGUUCACUUCAGGCGCACCAGACGGCUAGGGAAUAGAUAUUCUUCUUUUAGAGGUGCUCCUCGGCUUUCUUCACAGAUGCACUUCCAGUCAAAGGCGGCGCUUCGCUGUAGCUCUCGUUGGGAAGCUUUACUGUCAAUAACAUUAGAUCACCAAAUGGAGACUAUCUGGAUUCAAUUUUCUGCCCGUAAG